AUGGUUCUCGCUUCCUCUCUCUUCUUCUGGACGUGUCGCCCAGCCCUUGAAAGCAGGGGAGAAGCAAGCAAAGGUAACCAGAUGUCGGGCAAGUUGCCCCGCCAAGAAAGGCAGGCAAGAUGUUAUCGUGGAUGUGGAAAGUGGCUCAUUGAAGGGCACAAUCGAUCGUUUAAUCCGACGGAGGGUGGCAUAACAACGAAAUGCUCCACUCUUCGCGUAAUUCAAGAAAGUUUGCUUCGAGUCCAGCAGACUGAGGAAAUGCUAUUGCUCAAUCAGUAA
Protopolystoma xenopodis is the source of this 279-nucleotide messenger RNA. Lineage: Eukaryota; Metazoa; Platyhelminthes; Monogenea; Polystomatidea; Polystomatidae. The record is from the annotation of a GenBank genome assembly.